UUGCUUCGAACCUUCAUACUUAAAGUCAAGGAUGGCCCCCAUAUUUGCCCAACCAUGCUUUCCUUCCUUCUUCUAUGCCAAUGGGCCGCAAUAGUCGCCUCUCAGAUUAUUUCCCCCUCUGUGCAACAUGCAAAACGAGCAAUACUACCGGUUGGAUGGUCGCGAGCUCGAAGAUACUCAUCUGACGCCAUUAUACCACUCCGAUUCGGUCUCAGCCAGCCCAACACCGACAUGAGAACACUUGAGCUACUUCUCCACGGUGUUUCUCAUCCAGACUCGCCUGCCUACGGCCAGCACUGGACCCCAGCUCGUGUCGCACGACAUUUUGCGCCGACCGAUGAAAGUAUUGGGGUUGUCACCGCGUGGCUAUCUCAGAGCGGUAUCAGGUCAAAUCGUCUACAUAUGAGCAAGAGCAAAGGCUGGGUAGCCGUCAAUGCGACCGUUUCCGAGACUGAAGUUUUACUCUCGACGGAAUACCACGUUUUUGUUCACAGCGAGUCUGGCAAGGAGCAUAUUGCUUGUGAUCAAUACUACCUCCCCGCUCAUGUUGCACCUCAUAUCCAAAUCGUCACUCCUUCAGUCGAUUUCAACGUCGUUCUUUCCAAGCGCCAUAACGGCAAUUCGUUCUCUACUGAAGUAUCUUUGGGCCAGCCGCGUGCAGGCACUGUCUUCCCUCAAUUCACUGAUGCUAUUGACACGCUAGUCCCCGGUACAGAGCAUUGCGACAAGCAAAUUACGCCUGGAUGUCUUCGUGCGCUUUAUAAUUUUCAUUAUUCUCCCAUAUCUGGCGAGAAGAAUUCCUUUGGAGUCGUCGAAUACACCCCACAAGCCUAUGUCCCGUCGGACCUCGACAAGUUUGCAACCAACUUUUCCGCCUUUUCCGGACCUUCUCUCGUUGGUUCUCGCCCAUCGUUGAGUUCUAUCGCUGGUGGUGUCGUCCAGACUGCUUCGCGUAGUUUCGACUUCAACGGAGAGUCCAACCUGGAUCUUGAAUACGCAAUGAAUUUGGUCUCGGCAAAUCAGCCGGUGACCCUGUAUCAGGUCGGUGAUCUGCAAAUGGGCGCAUCUUUCAACAACCUUCUCGACGCCCUUGAUGGCUCUUUCUGCAGUUUUGAGGGCGGAGAUGACCAGGAAAAUGACGGGAUCUACCCAGACCCCCUUCCCGGCGGCUACCAAGGCCAAGAUUGCGGCAGCGUCAAGCCUGCAAACGUCAUCUCCACCUCCUAUGGAUAUAAUGAAGCGGACCUCUCUCCCGCUUACACUGUCCGACAAUGCGCAGAGUACGCUAAGCUCGGUCUCAUGGGUGUCACUGUCCUCUACUCGUCUGGUGAUAAUGGUGCCGCAGGAAAUGGUGGUCUUUGCUUGAAUCCAGACGGCUCGCAGACGAGUGGAGGUAGAAUCUUCAACCCGUCAUUUCCGUCAACAUGCCCUUUUGUCACUUCCGUCGGUGCCACGCAGAUCAAUCCUGGUGCUACAGUGGCCGAUCCGGAAAGUGCUUGUCAGCAGGUCAUCUCCAGUGGCGGUGGCUUUAGUAACUAUUUCGCGAUUCCCGACUACCAGAAGGGAGCAGUGGGAGAAUAUUUAACGGCCCAUUCACCUCCAUACUCCAACACGACUUACAACUCCACUGGCACUUCCAGGGCAUAUCCCGAUCUCAGCGCAAAUGGCGCCAAUUAUGUUACCGCGGUCAACGGAGGAUUUUUUCUCGUUUAUGGCACUUCGGCCUCAGCACCAGUUGUCGGCGCCAUGCUCACGAUGAUUAACGACGCGAGAUUAGCAAUGGGGAAGCGGCCUGUUGGCUUUAUUAACCCAACGAUCUACUCCCCGGCUUUCCGUGGUGCUUUCAACGAUAUCACAACUGGAACCAACCCUGGCUGUGGGACGAAAGGGUUUUCGACAGCUCCUGGCUUCGACCCUGUGACGGGAUUGGGGACUCCCCAGUUUGACAAGCUUUUGUUCUUGUGGUCGUUGUUGCCUUGA
This is a messenger RNA of Mycena indigotica, 1980 nucleotides long. Its product is annotated as Subtilisin-like protein. NCBI's taxonomy places the organism in Eukaryota, Fungi, Basidiomycota, Agaricomycetes, Agaricales, Mycenaceae. Gene Ontology annotation, molecular function: serine-type endopeptidase activity; tripeptidyl-peptidase activity. The coding region runs from base 55 to 1980 and encodes 641 amino acids. The transcript is spliced from 6 exons. The record is from RefSeq and is a predicted model, not a curated record. Gene Ontology annotation, biological process: proteolysis.